CCCGACGCUUUGUCUAUUCAGUCACGUGUUUAGAUGAACCGCAACCGGUGGUUCUGAACGGCUGAAACCGGAACCGGACGCGUCGGUGCGGCGCAUCUCUCGACCUCGACUCAGAUGAUCUCUUCACGACUGCUUCCUCUAUCUGCCCUGCACACUCUCUCUCCUCAAUGGCUCCGAAACGGAAAGCAAAGCCCGCGCAGGAGCCGAUCAAGUACGCUUCAGUUACUGCUCAGCAGGCCCUGCUCACCCUCCUCCAGCGCACCUUCUCGGCCGCCUUCUCCGACCCCGCGACCCUCUCCGCUGCAAUCCAGGCCGUCAAAGCCCAUCUGUACGCGCGCGACUACCUCGCCGCCUUUGACUCGCCAGACUACCUUCUCGCCUACGUCGUGCGCUGGUCUUCUUCUCGUGCACUCGCGUACCUGCACGUCUUUGGCGACCUCUGUCCGCAGAUCCCGCUCCUGCUCUCCUCGGCCGCAAAGCCCAAGAAGCGCGUGCUCUGCGUCGGCGGCGGCGCAGGCGGCGAGGUUCUUGCGCUCGCGGCGCUGGCGAACGAUCUUGGUGCGAGGGGGGUCGAUAUUCUUGCGGUUGAUAUCGCGGACUGGGAGGACGUGUUCACGCGCCUGCGCGACGGCAUCGCGCGACAGCUGGGAUGGCUGGCGGAGGAGGAUAGCAAGCCGCCGGUGGAUCUCAAUUUUCUGCAGUUUGAUAUCCUUGAUGUGCCAUGUCAGAUCCUAGACGGCGACCAAUCUCAAAAGAUCUCGCUCGAGUCUUUGUCUUCAUCUUCAUCUUCUCCUAUCACCGCAACCGCAACCGCUCCUGAUGCUCUUCCUCCUUCGUCUUCCUCUGCACCUCCCGCACCUCCCGCACCUCCCCCCACCGACAAACUCGACGUCUCCAAAUUCGACCUCAUCACAGUCCUCUUCACCGCAAACGAACUCUUCGUCGAGUCCAAACCCCGCACAAUCUCCUUCCUCCGCCAUCUCUGCGACCGAUGCAAACCCGGCACCAUCCUCCUCAUCCUCGAAUCCGCCGGUUCUUAUUCCCACAUCUCGAUUGGCUCGAAAACAUUUCCUGUCCAAUUCCUGCUCGAUCAUACUCUCGUCGAUCCAUCUCCUUCUCCCUCCUCUUCCUCUUCCUCUUCUUCUUCUGCUCCCUCUGAUCGCUGGGAAAAGUUGAUUGAGGAUGAUUCUGUCUGGUUCAGGCUCGACGAGAAACAGCUGCGAUAUCCUCUCCAGCUAGAAAACAUGCGCUUCUUCAUUCGUCUCUACAAGAAGCUUUGAUUUUGUUCUUGUCUUCUUUUUAAAAGUUCUUUUUGUUUCAUGUGGGUAUACAUUUGGUUCGGUGUUUCUUCUUCUACUUAAUAUUACUUCUUUCUCAUUC
This is a messenger RNA of Myxozyma melibiosi, 1380 nucleotides long. RefSeq lists its product as uncharacterized. The transcript has a single exon. Bases 168 to 1280 code for a protein of 370 amino acids. Lineage: Eukaryota; Fungi; Ascomycota; Lipomycetes; Lipomycetales; Lipomycetaceae. The record is from RefSeq and is a predicted model, not a curated record.